CAGAUUUCUAGGGUUUUGACUUUUGACUUUCAGCUUCAUAUAAAUCACCUUUGAGAAUCCUCUUGUGUCCGCCAUCUACAAGCUGUUGCAUAGAGAUUUGAGGUACCGCACGAAAAAAUGGUUCAGAGACUCACUUACCGGACCCGCCAUAGCUACGCCACCAAAUCCAAUCAGCACAGAGUUGUCAAAACUCCCGGGGGGAAGCUGGUGUAUCAGACCACUAAGAAGAGAGCUAGCGGACCCAAAUGUCCAGUCACCGGCAAGAGGAUCCAAGGGAUUCCUCAUUUGAGGCCUGCUGAGUAUAAGAGGUCCAGAUUGCCUAGAAACCGAAGGACUGUGAACCGUCCUUAUGGUGGUGUUUUAUCUGGAAGUGCCGUAAGGGAGAGGAUUAUUCGGGCUUUCUUGGUGGAAGAACAAAAAAUCGUGAAGAAGGUCUUGAAGAUUCAGAAGGCAAAGGAAAAGCUAGCUUCUAAGAGUUAAAACCUGCGUUAUGUUUUUCUGCAGAAGCCUUUUUUGUUUUGCCUAUGAUGAUGAUGAAAGAGAUGUGGAUCUUUUGUUAGUUGUUAAGUGCUUCAUGUUUUUCUUUCGUAUCGUAAAGCCUCAAAACGUUAUGCGAAAUUACUUUUGGCUCUUUUGAUCAGUUUACAACUAUGUACAUCUGCCGACAUAAAACUCAGUGUGAUGUUUAUGAAUGCUGAUGCUUGCCUGUGUUUUGUUAUUGGUAUGUUAACUAUGUUUUGG
Messenger RNA from Striga asiatica, 741 nucleotides. NCBI's taxonomy places the organism in Eukaryota, Viridiplantae, Streptophyta, Magnoliopsida, Lamiales, Orobanchaceae. The record is from the annotation of a GenBank genome assembly.